CUUGCUUCCACGCAGUGAGAGACCAAGUGAGAGACUGAUCAGGCGAUGAAGUCACUCGGCGAGCGUUCACUGCAGAAAGUCCUACGCCGGUGGGUUCCUCAGGCACUGGCGGAAGAUCCCCUCUUCCGGAUGACCAAUCAGGCAACAGUGACGUACCGCCAGUGGUUCCGGGUGCUCUUCUUCAGCUUCGAGUAGAGCUCCAAGUAAUCAAUCCAUCUCCUCGGACUGCAGCAUCCUCCACCUCCUUAUUUCCUCUUCUGCCUACUUCUCCCGGAUCUCUUGCUGAUCGGGAAGCCGCGCUUCUUUUACCGUCGACCUUUCCAACACGCAGCGCCGUACCGGUCGAUCACUACCAACAUGGAGCACAACGCAGACCGUGAUGAGAUUGUUUCUCAAUUCUGUGCCAUGACCAGGACGCAUCCCCAAGACGCACAAGGCUAUCUAGCAGCCAACGAGUGGGACCUCGAAGCGGCAGUGACCGAAUUCUUCGCCGAACAAGAUGAAGUUUCACAGGAUGCUGAAACAGGUGGUGGUCGACGACUGGGUGCCGAAUCAGAACCCUCUGCAGGGCGCUCGCUUGGUGGCAGCUCCUCUCACUCCCCCUCCACUACCCCGCAACCGUCGUCCCGCAAAUCGGGUACGAAAAAGAAGUUCGCGACCCUAGGCGAUUUUGCGUCGGGUGGAGGCGAGACUUCUGAGGAAGAUGACAACGUGAACCAGGACUUCUUUGCAGGAGGUGAGAAGUCUGGGUUGGCUGUGCAGAACCCUGAUGAUAUCAAGAAGAAGAUCAUCGAGAAGGCGAAAAGAGCCCAGCCGCCACCGUCGGAUGAUCCUGUUAGAAGAUCUUACUUCACCGGGACCGCGCGUACCCUUGGCGGUGACGAUGCUCCCAGUAGGGUAAUCGAAGCCCCCAGUGCGCCGGAUUCGCAGAGGCCGCAGCGCGUACACAGAACCCUCCACUUCUGGUCAGAUGGCUUUUCGGUCGAUGAUGGGGAGCUCUUCAACGCCGACGACCCUGUCAACCGCGAAAUCCUCGAAGGUAUCCGACAGGGUCGCGCUCCGCUCUCCAUCAUGAAUGUGCAGGCCGGCCAGGAGGUCGAUGUGGAGAUCAAACAGCAUGACGAGAAGUACGUGAAGCCUAAGCCCAAGUACAAGCCUUUUGGGGGGGCUGGGCAGCGACUGGGUAGUCCCACGCCGGGGGUGAAACCGCCCGCUGCUGCCACCGCCGCCGCCCCUACGUCCAGUCAGUCCAGCGAGCCAGCCAAGCCGGAUGUGGAUGAGUCGCAGCCGACGGUGACUCUACAGAUCCGACUCGGGGAUGGCACCCGACUCACGUCCCGGUUCAACACCUCCCACACGAUCGGCGAUGUCUACCAGUUCGUGUCUGCUGCCAGCCCGAGUAGCCAGUCACGCCAAUGGACCCUGAUGACUACGUUCCCCAGCAAGGAUCUUUCGGAUAAGAGCGCAGUGCUGGGUGAUAUGGCGGAGUUUAAGCGCGGCGGAGUGGUGGUGCAGCGAAUAGUCCUCUCCGGCAAAGGCGGCGUCGGCAAAUCCUCCGUAACUCUCCAACUGGCCCUCGCCCUCACCCUUCAAGGCAAAUCCGUCGGGAUCCUCGACAUCGAUCUCACGGGUCCCUCCAUCCCCCGACUCGUCGGUCUCGAAGAUGCCAAAAUCACCCAAGCGCCUGGCGGCUGGCUGCCCGUUCCUGUCCACUCCUCCUCCUCCCCAUCACCCUCUUCCACUGUCACCAAUGAUCAACAACAGCAGCAGCAACAGCAACAACCCCGCGGCUCCCUCCGCUGCAUGUCCCUGGGCUUCCUCCUCCGCUCGCGCUCCGACGCCGUCAUCUGGCGCGGGCCCAAGAAAACAGCCAUGAUCCGCCAAUUCCUCUCCGACGUAUUAUGGUCUGAGACCGAUUACUUGCUGAUCGAUACGCCCCCGGGCACGAGUGAUGAGCAUAUUGCGCUUGCGGAACAAUUGCUUACGUUGUGUACGUUGGAUUCGUCAUCGUCAACUACGACUGGGGGGAGUAGGUUGCCGCGGUUAGCGGGGGCGGUGUUGGUGACGACGCCUCAGGCGGUGGCGACGAGUGAUGUAAGGAAAGAGGUGAAUUUUUGUGUUAAGACGAGGAUUCCUAUGCUGGGCGUGGUGGAGAAUAUGUCGGGGUAUACGUGUCCGUGUUGUGGGGAGGUGACGAAUCUGUUUUCCAGUGGGGGUGGGCAGGUUUUGGCGGAGGAGAUGGGGGUUAGGUUUUUGGGCAAGGUGCCGGUGGAUGUUGGGUUUGGGGCGUUGGUGGAGGGGAAGAUGGUUGAUGGGGAUAGUGAGGGUGAGGAUGAGGAUGGAGGGGAGAAUGGGGAGAAGAAAGAAGAGGAGGCGGUGCCGGAUGAGAGGCCGCUGGUGGAGAGGUAUCGGGAGUGUUGGUCGUAUCAACGGUUUGAGGAGUUUGCGAAGACGUUGAUUGGGGAGAUUGAAGGGUCGUCGUAAUAUAUGAUGAUAAAGGGGAUGUUGAUUGGAUUCUUAGAGCAUCAGUCAUGGGCGGCGUCUUGAUACGAUAUCAUGAUUUACAAUGAAGAAAAGUGCGCUUGUUCAGUGAUCAUCAGUGUCAUUAUGCAUGGAAUCGAAAACGCUAC
Molecule: messenger RNA, 2630 nt
Organism: Aspergillus ibericus CBS 121593
Lineage: Eukaryota; Fungi; Ascomycota; Eurotiomycetes; Eurotiales; Aspergillaceae
Product: protein phosphatase regulator SHP1
Exons: 5
Coding region: 358-2484 (708 amino acids)
Biological process (GO): iron-sulfur cluster assembly
Cellular component (GO): cytosol
Molecular function (GO): ATP-dependent FeS chaperone activity; 4 iron, 4 sulfur cluster binding; ATP binding
Source: RefSeq, a predicted model, not a curated record